UUAAAGCUUCUGAAAAAAAAAAAAACGGUACUUGUUGAUGACGUCGUCGCUCGCACUUGGGCCAGCCCAAUUCUACAUUUCCCCUCAUCCGCCGGGCGGAAACAACAACCUUCAAUUCUUCAGCCGAAGAUUCAAUUCAUUUGGAUUCGGAUCGUCCAAGUUCACACGCAAUCGCAACGCCAUAGUCACCAUGGGCGAUUCCCCCUCCAAUUCCAGCGGGGCAGAGUAUGCAGAGAUCAUGGUGAUCCGUCACGGCGAAACAGCCUGGAACGCCGAUGGUAGAAUCCAGGGACAUCUGGAUGUUGAGUUGAAUGAUGCCGGGAGGCAGCAGGCAGCUGUUGUGGCGGAUAGAUUAUCCAAGGAAGAUGCAAUCUCUCAUGUAUACUCAUCUGAUUUGAAACGAGCUUACGAGACUGCUCAGAUAAUCGCAGCCAGGUGCGGUGGGCUAAAUGUUGUGACGGAUCCUGAUUUACGAGAAAGACACUUGGGUGAUCUUCAAGGCCUUGUAUUUAGAGAUGCGGCCAAACUUAGUUCCAAGGCCUUCCAGGCCUUUAAUUCGCACCGUACUUGUCAAGAUAUUCCGGGUGGCGGAGAAAGUCUUGAUCAGCUUUAUGACCGUUGCACAGCUGCAUUGGAGAGAAUUGGUGGCAAGCACAAAGGAGAGCGAGUAGUUGUAGUCACUCAUGGGGGUGUCAUCAGAUCACUGUACCAGCGAGCUUGCCCAAAUGGCAAGUCCAUAGGGAAAGUGACCAAUACAUCGAUCAACACAUUUCACUUGUAUGAUGAGGACAAAUGGAUCAUAAAAUCCUGGGGUGAUGUUAGUCAUCUGAAGGAAACAGAUUAUCUGGAAUCAGGUUUUGGAGGGGAUGGAACUUCUGGUUAGUUUGUCCUUAGGUGCUCUUGCAAUUUGUACUAAUCAAUACAAUAAUGACAAUAAUGGUUUUUGCACAAUUGAGUAACAGUUCAGUUAAAGCCCUAUGAUGAAUUGAUUUAUUGGUUUCCCUAAUGGAAUACAGAUUGCUUGGUUGAGUCUGAAUUUGUGACU
Argentina anserina (silverweed cinquefoil) is the source of this 1045-nucleotide messenger RNA. Its product is annotated as phosphoglycerate mutase-like protein 4. NCBI's taxonomy places the organism in Eukaryota, Viridiplantae, Streptophyta, Magnoliopsida, Rosales, Rosaceae. The transcript has 7 exons. Bases 38 to 883 code for a protein of 281 amino acids. Gene Ontology annotation, molecular function: phosphatase activity. The record is from RefSeq and is a predicted model, not a curated record. Gene Ontology annotation, cellular component: cytosol; cytoplasm.